This is a messenger RNA of Bufo gargarizans (Asiatic toad), 2196 nucleotides long. Its product is annotated as gastrula zinc finger protein XlCGF26.1-like. The coding region runs from base 17 to 1831 and encodes 604 amino acids. The record is from RefSeq and is a predicted model, not a curated record. Lineage: Eukaryota; Metazoa; Chordata; Amphibia; Anura; Bufonidae. The transcript is spliced from 3 exons.
UCUGUACAAGGACAUCAUGAUGGAGGAUCACCGGCCCGUCACAUCACCAGUUAAGGAAGAGAUAACAACACCGGAGAGAUGUCCCAGUCCUCUUCUUCCACAGGAUGGUUCAGAAGAACAUCACAGUGUCCCACAGGAUGAUUCUGAUAACUGUUGGAACAUAGAGAAACAGCUGGUAUCUUCAGAUGAUUGUGGUAUCACACAAGUUACAUUUGAAGAGAAUGCCAAUAUCCAAGAUAUAUCUUCAUCCAAUCACACAAAAAAUGUAUCAUUUGAUCCUUUAAAACAGGUCCAAUCUUAUGAUUCAUCACAGAAUGUAACACAGAAUAAAAGUUACAGAGUCAGUGUUAAACAUGAAACAGCUCAAGUGAAAGAGAAGCCAUUUUCAUGUCUAGAAUGUGGUAAAUGUUUUAAGAAGAAACCAGCUCUUGUUGUACAUCAGAGAAAUCAUACAGGGGAGAAGCCAUUUUCAUGUUCAGAAUGUGGGAAAUGUUUUAACCUUAAAGCAACUCUUGAAACCCAUCAGAGAAUUCACACAGGAGAGAGGCCAUUUUCAUGUUCGGAAUGUGGGAAAUGUUUUAAGCAGAAAUCAAGUUUUUUUGUACAUCAGAGAAUUCACACUGGGGAGAAGCGAUUUUCUUGCUCAGAAUGUGGGAAAUGUUUUGACCGCAAAUCAGCUCUUGAUAGCCAUCAGAGAAUUCACACAGGAGUGAAGCCAUUUUCAUGUUCGGAAUGUGGGAAAUGUUUUAACCAGAAAUACAUUCUUGUUGCACAUCAGAGAAGUCACACAGGAGAGAAACCAUUUUCUUGCUCAGAAUGUGCGAAAUGUUUUGACCGCAAAUCAGCUCUUGAUGUCCAUAAGAGAAUUCACACUGAAAAGAAGCCAUUAUCAUGUUCAGAAUGUGGUAAAUGUUUUCACCAUAAUUCAUCUCUUCUUAAACAUCAGAGAAUUCACACAGGAGAGAAACCAUUUUCAUGUUCCGAAUGUGGGAAAUGCUUUCACUGUAAUUCAUCUCUUCGUAAACAUAAGAGAAUUCACACAGGAGAGAAGCCAUUUUCAUGUUCAGAAUGCGGGAAAUGUUUUAACGAUAAAUCACGUCUUAAUAUACAUCAGAAAAUUCACAAAGCAGAGAAGCCAUUUUCAUGUUCGGAAUGUGGAAAAUGUUUUAAGCAUAAAUUUGUUCUUGUUGGACAUCAGAAACUUCACACAGGAGAGAAGCCAUUUCCAUGUUCAGAAUGUGGGAAAUGUUAUAGCACUAAAACACGUCUUAAUCUACAUCAGAGAAUUCACACAGGAGAGAAACCAUUUUCAUGUUCUGAAUGUGGUAAAUGUUUUAACCGUAAAUCCGUUCUUGUUACACAUCAGAAAAUUCAUACAGGGAAGAAGCCAUUUUCAUGUUUACAAUGUGGGAAAUGUUAUAGCACUAAAUCGCGUCUUAAUCUACAUCAGAGAAAUCACACAGAGGAGAAGCCAUUUUCAUGUUCUGAAUGUGGAAAAUGUUUUAUUGAGAAAACAUCUCUUGUUAUACAUCAGAGGGAUCACACAGAGGAGAAGCUAUUUUCAUGUUCGGAAUGUGAGAAAUGUUUUAAGCAGAAAGGAGCUCUUGUUGUACAUCAAAGAGUUCACUCAGGAGAGAGGCCAUUUUCUUGUUCAGAAUGUGGGAAAUGUUUUAAGCAGAAAGGAGCUCUUGUUGUACAUCAGAGAGUUCACUCAGGAGAGAGGCCAUUUUCAUGUUUAGAAUGUGGGAAAUGUUUUACGCAGAAAUCAGGUCUUGUUGCACAUCAAACUACUCACACAGGAGAGAAGCCAUCUUCAUUCUUAGCCAGUUAGUUACCACCCUUACGUGUUUUUAUGGUAGUCAGUGUCGUUGGCUUUAUUCCAUCAGAUACUCCUUUUUACAGAGAGAUAAAACAGCACCUUGCUUUGAGUUACCAGAGGUAGCUGCAGGGCUAUUCUGCAGUAGCUUCAGCCCAAAGGUUUGUGCUGGAAGUACAAAGAUCUGCUCACUAUGUAGAGGAUGGGGAUGGUUAUUGCACCACUUUCUCCUAUUCGAGCAGCACUUCAGUAAUCAGCUCCACUCACUACAGAAUGGAUGAACUACAGUUCAGGUCCUGGAGAUACUAAAUGCUAGAUUGUAGAUGUUUGACGUAUUUCAUAUAUGUAAUAAAGGCCUUGAAUGUCAGUAUUUGUUAAAA